AUGGACCCGCACCACCCACAACCCCCACCCGCUACUUCUACCCAGCCACCACCAGCAGCAGGGCCGAGCAGACAGACAGCUGAAGGACAGGGCCCUGAGGUUGUGUCUUCCCACGGAGAGGGGCAGCAACUAGCGCCUGGCCUCGCCACCAUCCGCGAAAACUCACCGCUGCCCCCAGUCGACCUCACCCCCGACGAGCCCGAGCCCGACGACACUACUGCACCCGCUCCCCAUUCUGCCCACGCGAGCUCGUCCGACUCCCCGCCACGCGUGCGCACGUCCUUCCUCGGGCCCCGCACCGCCGCGGACCCCGCGUCCAGCGAGGAGUCCGGGGGCCACGGCCACGUGUACCGCUCCGACUCGGCGCGGUCCCCGGUCACGCCCCAAGGCUUCUACACCGCCCGCUCCACCCCGCCCCCGCCGCCGCCGGCCACAGGCGUGACCCGGUCCAACACGCGGCACGCCUACGCGCAGUCGCAGCCGACCCUCGAGCGCGAGACCCGCCGCCGGUCACUCAACCUCGCCGAGGAGCACCAGCACACGUCCGGGCAGAGCCGGCCGGUCCUCGGGCGCGCGGGGUCCGAGCCCGGGCCGGCGUACCCCGCGGCGGCGGGCACGGGCAGCAGCAGGGACAGCCCGCCGCGGCCGAUCCUGCGCGAGGGCCGGGAGAGCCGGCCCGUGACGUGGGUGCGCACCGCGUCGCCCGAGCGCAUCGACGUCGAGCCGCCGCCGUCCGCGCCCGCCGCCGGGUCCCCCCGCAUAUUUAAUACCCCCGCGCCGUACGCGAUCGCGGUCCCGCCCGGCCCGCCGCCGGGCAAUGGGGCGGUCCCGAAUGGGGGUGGAGGAGGCGGGGGCCCGCCGCCGCAGCCGCCGCCGAAGCCGAUGUCGGAGUAUCGGAGGAACACGGCGAAUACGACCGCGAGUACGCGGCCGCGGUCCGAGCUCGACUGGAUCGUUCCCGUGCGCGAGCCGCGCCCCAAAACGGUGGAGGAGCGGCUGCGGCCGACGAUCGAGACGGCGCAGAAGGAGCGCAGGGAGUGCAAGACGCGCGCGACGCUCACCGGAUACGGGCUCAACGCCGCGAUCGGCCUGCAAGUCGUCUUCGGCGCGCUCACGACGGGGCUGUCCGCCGCGCUGUCCGGGCACAAGAUCAGCAUCAUGACGGCGGUGCUCGGCGGGAUGUCGACGAUCGUCGCGUCGUACCUCGCGCGCGUGCGCGGCUCGCACGAGCCCGAGCACAGCAUCGCGCGCGGGAAGGACCUCGACGCGUUCAUCCGCGACUGCGAGGUGUUCGUGCUCGACCAUGGCCACACCGUCGGCGCGGAGCUGGAUGACAAGGUGAAGGCGUUCCGGGAUAGGUUCGAGGAGCUGAUGAGCACCGAGGGGAGGGUGUAG
Messenger RNA from Mycena indigotica, 1395 nucleotides. Its product is annotated as SLATT-fungal domain-containing protein. NCBI's taxonomy places the organism in Eukaryota, Fungi, Basidiomycota, Agaricomycetes, Agaricales, Mycenaceae. The transcript has 4 exons. The record is from RefSeq and is a predicted model, not a curated record. Bases 1 to 1395 code for a protein of 464 amino acids.